UCCCCCCUCCUCCUCCUCCUCCUCCCCCAUCUGUAGCCCGGUGCGUUCCCCUCUCGGCACGUUCUCCGUCUGCUGUGCUCCUCUGCGGACGCGCUGGAGCUGGAUGUCCGGACACUGGCCGCUGCGCUUCUCUUAAUGAUCCGGAGAAGGAGAAUCACUGGGACGCACAUGGCUCGAUAACAUGAUGAUCCGGCCCUUUUCCCCUCCCCCCUCCACCUCUCUCUUCCCCGUUUUCCUUUUGCUCCUCCCUUUCCUCCCUCCGUCCCUCGUCUCCUCUUCCCUUUCUCACGCCCCAUUGAGCUGGACCUCUCCUCAUGACCCCUGCUACUACGUAGACGGCCGCCCGCGGCACUGCCUGUCGGAGUUCAUCAACGCCGCCUAUGGCGUCUCGGCCAACGCUAGCCAUUCACUGCAUGGGCCUGAUCGUGACAGCGGCAUCACCACCUUGACGGACCUGCACAAUCCCCACAACCUCACCUGCUGGACGCCCCAUGGAGGUCACGACACCGGGCACUGGGUCCUCUCGUUAGCUCUGGGUCGACGCUUCGAGAUCACCUACAUAAGCUUGCAGUUUUGCCAACGGGGGGAGCCGUCGGACCCCAUCUCCAUCUCCAUACUCAAGUCCAUGGACUACGGGCGCACCUGGAGGCCGAUGCAGCACUACUCCAGCGACUGCCUCGGGGACUUUGGGUUGCCCUCCCAGACGGUGGCCCAGACGAGGCACCAAGAGACGGAGCCGCUCUGCUCCGACCCUCGGCCCCUGCAGAAGCAGCGGGGCGGCAUGGUGUUGGCCUUCUCCGCCCUCGACGGGCGGCCGUCUUCUCCCGAUUUCGACCACAGCCACACCCUCCAGGACUGGGUGACGGCCACGGACAUCCGCGUGGUCUUCCACCGGAUGUCCAAAGAGGUAAAGGUGGGCAACUCCGAUAAGCGAGAGGAAGCGCGAUGGCGCGGCGGCGCAGAUGAUGACAGAAGGACUGGUCUUCUGAGGUGGAGAUCAGGCUCCACGGGGCACGCUGGAGCUCAGGGGGACCGGUUGAAUGCAGAUAAUACACUGGCACUUUUUGAGAGGGACACAAAAAAAUCAGUGAUAAGUGGGAGGAACAAAGGGGAGAAAGCGGUCAAACAUGGGAGGAAGGGUCAUUAUAAAGGGUCAGGUCAAGACAAAGAUGGACACAAUGUGACCAGCAAAGAAGGGGGUGGUAGCUUAAGCACAGACACGCUCACUUAUUCAAAGAAAGGCGGUAAAGCCAGAGGGCGUGGUAUCAAGAAAGAGAGCAAUGAUUGGCUACCUUGCCCCAACGGUGGUUGCGUUUGGACAGUUGAGGGGCGGAGCCGGAACAACAACGGGCGGGAACUGAGGAAGAGGAGGAACAAUAAUCUCAACACCAGACAAAGCUCGAGGAAUCUGCAGGCGGCCCCGCCCUCCGCGGCCCGAGCCCCGCUGGCCCUCUCGGACGUGCAAGUUGGCGGCAGGUGUAAAUGCAACGGACACGCCUCCACGUGUCGCCGUGACGACACUGGCCGGGCGGUGUGCGUGUGCGAGCAUCACACGGCGGGGCAAGACUGCGACGUGUGUGAGGAUUUCUACUGCGACAGGCCGUGGCAUCGGGCUACACCCACGCACCCGAACCCCUGUGUGGCCUGUGAGUGCAACGGCCACUCAAACAAGUGCCGCUUCAGCAUGGAGGUGUUUCAGCAGUCGGGCCGGCGUAGCGGGGGCGUGUGCCUCAAGUGUCGCCACCACACGGCCGGACGCCACUGCCAGUACUGCCAGAACGGAUACACGCGCGACCAAAGCAAGCUGCUGAACCACCGCAAGGCCUGCCAACCAUGUCAGUGCCAUCCUUUGGGAGCGGUGGGCCGCUGGUGCAAUCAGACAUCGGGUCAGUGCCUGUGUCGAGAAGGGGUGACCGGCCUCAGGUGUAACCGCUGCGCCCCGGGGUACCAACAGGGCAAGUCCCCUCUGCGACCCUGCAUACGAAUUCAAGAGGUCGCUCCGACACCAAUGUACCAACCUCAGUACAGCAUAGCGGAGGAGUGUGUCUCAUACUGCCAGCCUUCUCAGGCUAAAGUCAGAAUGAACUUGGAGACCUAUUGUCUCAAGGACUUCGUGCUGAAGGUGCAGGUGAAAGCGAUGGAGCGCUCGGGUCCCUGGUGGCAGUUCUCCAUCUCCGUCCAACCCGUCUUCCGCACGGGGUCCGGCUCUCGCGUCCGCAGAGGCCCCCAGUCCCUCUGGGUCCCCGACCGGGACCUCGGGUGCGGCUGCCCCGCCCUCCACGUGGGCCGAACCUUCCUCCUGAUCGGCGCGGAGGAGGGGGAGCGGGGCUGGGGCCCCGAGGAGAGUCGCCUGGUGGCCGACCGCUCCACUCUGGCCCUCCAGUGGCGGGAACACUGGAGCCCCAAACUGAGGGGCUUCCGCGGGCAAGACAAGAGGGGCCGCUGCCCGCCGAAACACCAGCGCGCCCGUCACGGGGAGGCGACAAAGCCCCUGUCCGGGUACGUCCCUCCUCACCUGCUGGCUGAGAAAGAGCCUCACGGUGGGGACACACACUCCGUGAAAGGGGAGGACACUCGAACCACAGCGGUGCCGCACGCACACACUCGCACGGACGCAGAGGUCGAACCCACGGAGGGAAGCCCCUCGCCCAGCGGCCCCUCGCCCAGCGGCCCCUCGCCCAGCAGCCCCGCUGCAGGCUGCUCGACGCAAGGUCCUGGUUGAAGAACAGAAACCACAAAAACACCUUUCACAGUUUUAGGAGAAAAGGGCUUGACUUUUCUUCUUUGGCGUUUGGUGCACAAACACACACACACGUUGACGUUCAAAUGCUCAUUUUAAAAUGUGAAGGAACACAAAGGUUUCCUCAUGUUGACCUCCACCAACUCCAUAUAACACUUUGAACAUUAAAGUCUGACUAAACUGAAAUGCCA
Molecule: messenger RNA, 2931 nt
Organism: Gasterosteus aculeatus aculeatus (three-spined stickleback)
Lineage: Eukaryota; Metazoa; Chordata; Actinopteri; Perciformes; Gasterosteidae
Gene: ntn5
Product: netrin 5
Biological process (GO): animal organ morphogenesis; tissue development; motor neuron axon guidance
Cellular component (GO): basement membrane
Molecular function (GO): protein binding
Source: RefSeq, a predicted model, not a curated record